AUGCGACCUCUUUCGAAGACUCGGAUAGCUUUUGGCUUUCAUUCAAAAGCAAACGACGCCAAUAACCAGUUGACGGUCCAUUCUGAAGCCAUAACCAUAAUCCCAGGAGACUUUAAACAGAAACCUCCACCAUUGUUGAACUUGACUUGUAUUCGUUACGCCAAGGGCCUUACAUGUACCAGUUACGGAUACAAUAGAGAAGCAACAACAACAAUAACAACAGUAGAUUCUGAACAUGAUGUCCAGUUCAACGAGAUCCGUGAGGGAAGCGAAAACGAAAACAACAUGAAUUUGAGAAUUAAAAGAAUUGAUGGCAACAACAACAUGGCUUGUCCUUGCGUAUUCAAAAUAGUACUCACCAUUUCUGAGGCAUUCGCUUGGAUUAAUUCUAAAGUCAAAAGCCAGACCAAACAGCGUAUGGAUCGUUUGAGACGAGAAAAGAUCAAGGCAAUAGAAUCAAAGUACAGUCUCAAAGACAUUGGUUCUAAAAACGGCAGCAGUCGUGAACAGUUGAAGCAAAAGGAGAAGGCAGAAACGGUCGAAUGUUUAAAUGAGCUUGCAAGACGGAGGAGUGAGAUUCGUCAGGAAGUAGAGGAGACGUUUCUGAAAGAGAUCAACAUGGAUAGAGCAAUUUAUGAGGAAUGGAGGAGUAUUCGUGCUUUGAGAAAUGAAAUGGUUCAUCCUCGUACUAGUCCUGAAGAUGUGAAGAAAAGGCUUCACUUUUGGGUUGAUCUCAAGACUCGUACUCAAGCCUGA
Messenger RNA from Lobosporangium transversale, 756 nucleotides. RefSeq lists its product as hypothetical. Bases 1 to 756 code for a protein of 251 amino acids. Lineage: Eukaryota; Fungi; Mortierellomycota; Mortierellomycetes; Mortierellales; Mortierellaceae. The transcript has a single exon. The record is from RefSeq and is a predicted model, not a curated record.